This is a messenger RNA of Gastrolobium bilobum, 705 nucleotides long. Its product is annotated as methionine gamma-lyase-like. The record is from RefSeq and is a predicted model, not a curated record. Gene Ontology annotation, biological process: transsulfuration. Lineage: Eukaryota; Viridiplantae; Streptophyta; Magnoliopsida; Fabales; Fabaceae. Gene Ontology annotation, molecular function: carbon-sulfur lyase activity; pyridoxal phosphate binding. The coding region runs from base 13 to 264 and encodes 83 amino acids. The transcript has 2 exons. Gene Ontology annotation, cellular component: cytoplasm.
GUAGAUGGUGCCAUGGUGGAAGGGAAGACCAAAGUUCUGUACUUCGAAUCCAUAUCAAACCCUACUCUGACGGUGGCGAAUACUCCGGAGCUCAGCAAGCUGGCCCACCGAAAGGGUUUGAUGGUGGUGGUGGACAACACCUUUGCUCCAAUGGUGCUUUCGCCAGCUCAUCUUGGUGUUGAUGUUGUCGUUCACAGUAUCUCCAAGUUCAUCAUCGGUGAGGCCGCCAUUAUCGCAGGUUUGCUUAGAGAGCUUGUCACUUGAGAGUGUACGGGAGUAUACGUAUUGACUGUUGGAGUUGGGCUGUUGAUAAGCUCUGUGAAGUAAGCUCCUAGUUCUAGUUGACUCUUCUCUCUUGUAGCCCCACCAUGAUGGUGGGCAUUAUGGUUGUAUUGUAUGAAAGUAUAUGGUAUGAUUUAUAUGUGCAUUCAUUCACAUUCAUAUAGAUGUUAUAUGAUCUUGAUGUUAUGAUGAUGCACUGAUGAUAUAUGUUAUGAGGAUCCUGGCCAGUGAUCAAGGUAUGUAGGCUGCCUAUGACUUGACUCUGGGAGCUAUUUCUUACUGAGGUUGUAUUGACUGCCUAUGACUUGACUCUGAGAGCUAUUUCAUACUGAGGUUGUAUUGACUAUCUAUGGCUUGACCUUGGAAGUCACACAUGUGUAACCGUCUAUGGCUUGACCCUGGGGUUACACAAGGAUGAUAUGA